AUGAACCUGUUCUGCUUCACGCUGGAGGGUUCCACAGAAAGCAUCUAUGAACCAGCAUACAGCCAAACCCUGAAGGAGGUCCUGCCCAAGUACCAGCGCAGUCCGGCUCUUCUGAGGCACAAAGCUGAGCUGGGGGGCUCAGAUCCAUCCAUCAGCUCUCCCUGGAGUCCAGUCUACCACACCUGCCACCAGCCCAGACACGAGCUGUGGGCCUGCGGCGGCACCUUGUCGCUGCCACGCACCACAGAGUGGGACCGUUUUGAGAGUCUGAUCCAGGAGCUGGACAGCAAGCAGCCGUCUCCGCCACAGAUGAUCCGCUCCAUCACCGACCUGCACCUCUCACAGAACCGGCAAAGGCAGGAGCAGAACGUCGAGCCGACCGGCCGGAGGCUGCAGAGGAGGGAGAUGGAGACCUCAUUACAGAGUGACAAGAAGCACGUCAAGGCCUCGCCGGAGGAAACGCUGACGGCCCUCGUCAAAGGAGACGUAAGGAAAGCUGACCACGGAGGGCCGCUGACUGAAGGACACAGGAGGUCCAGUAACUCUCUGGAAAGCCUCUACAGUCACAACAGUGGACAAAGCUCCUCAAGUGGAGUCACCAGUGGGUCGGACUGCUCCAGCUACAGAGACAGUCUGAGGCUGGACGAGGAUCUGUCGUACACGAGGCAGCUGUGUGGCAGAGCGAGGGUCCACACCGAGUAUGUGCCGAGUCCGUACGACACCGAGUCGCUCAAACUCAAGGUGGGAGAUGUAAUCGACAUCAUUGCCAAGCCCCCCAUGGGGAUAUGGACGGGAAUGCUGAAUGGAAGAGUAGGAAACUUCAAGUUCAUUUAUGUGGAUGUGCUGACAGAGGAGAGCUCCAAGGUGCACGAGGAAGUGAGACACAAAUCGACUGUUCAUGAAGUGCUACGGCGCCUCAGUUUGGAGGAGUAUUCCUCGUCUCUGCAGCUGAACGGUUACCAAACGGUGGACGACCUGAUGAGGCUGAGGGAGCAUCACCUGAUGGAGCUGAAUGUGACGGAUCCAGAGCACCGGCAGCGUCUGCUGGCCGCCGUCCACUCCCUGCAGCAACUGGCCUCUGACAGUCAGUUGGAGGAUGGAGCCGGUCGGGAGGCCGAGGCCUCCAGUGAGAGCAGGAAGGCCGAUGCGAGCAACUGCCCGAGAGACUCCGGCUGCCACAUGACGCCCGACAGCCCCGACAACAGCACGGAGGAGGAAGACCUUCAUUCAUAA
This is a messenger RNA of Stegastes partitus (bicolor damselfish), 1233 nucleotides long. RefSeq names its product SAM domain-containing protein SAMSN-1-like. Lineage: Eukaryota; Metazoa; Chordata; Actinopteri; Pomacentridae. The coding region runs from base 1 to 1233 and encodes 410 amino acids. The record is from RefSeq and is a predicted model, not a curated record. The transcript is spliced from 9 exons. Gene Ontology annotation, molecular function: protein binding.